UGCAUUGAUUCGUCAUGGAUUGAAUGAACCCGCUCGUUCUACUACUACUCGAUCAACACCACCACUUUGUGGAUGCUCUUCCGGCUCAUUCACUCUCUGCCAUCAGUCCCGCCAUAGACAAGAGACAAUAGAUACGAUACACAAUGUCAACAUAGAGACACUGCCCGGCGCGGCAUUAUUUGCAUCUCCCGCGAACACUGACCGAACCGACUUCGAUCAUGUUCUUACGACCCCUGGGCCUUCGGUGCCUUGCUCCCCGUGUCGCUUCCCGACCAUUCCGAAGUUCAAUAAUAGCACGAUUACACGAUGCACGAGGUUCAGCCCGAACCUUUAGAUGCGGCGGUCACAACAGGUCCAGCCUACCGAAACAACCAUGUAUUAAUGCGAUAGUAGGAAGGAGGGCAGCGUCGCAUCAUGGCGGCGGCCAGCGAAACAAUGGGCAAAGGAGGGUUCUCAUGUCCAGGAUAGGCGGCACAGGCGCGGCCACCCUUGGAACCGCGGCUUUCGUUCAGCUGUCUGAGCAAGAAAACGACGAUGCAGAGGAGACAGGCGAGGAUCGCAUGUUGGCCGCAUCGCGUGACGAGAUUGCCAAGCGCUUGGACGACGACGAUCAUGGGCUCUCCCGCGCGCGCCACGGCAUCGUACUAUUCCUCGACCUGUAUGUCUGGGAGCCUUUGUGCACGGGAUUUCGCUUCCUGCAUCUGGUCUGCAUCUUUGUCCCGGUUAUAUUUGCAGUACCGGCUAUCUGGAUCGGUCGCAGGCUGCCGGAUAAGGAUAACGAGAGGAGCGGUACGCUAUGGUGGUACGGGUUCCUAGUCCAGAGCAUGGAGCUCGCUGGUCCGGCCUUUAUCAAGCUGGGUCAGUGGGCCGCAUCGAGGUCUGACAUAUUCCCGACCGAGAUGUGCGAGACCAUGUCAAGGCUGCACUCGCACGCGCCGGCGCACUCUAUGCACGCCACUAGGCGCAUCGUCCAGGCCGCGUUCGAUGGGAGGCCUUUUGACGAGAUAUUUGACGAGUUUGACGAGAAGCCGUUGGGUGUCGGGGCCAUCGCGCAGGUUUACCGUGCCAAGCUCAAACCGGACCUUGCCGCCCCGGGCGAUGUGGAUCUGGCCGGCCAUGACGAACAGACGGCCAGGCGCAAAGUGCGAAAGAACGUUGAGACGGUGCUGAAGAGCACGCCAAAGCGCGUACCAUCAACGUAUGUCGCGAUCAAAGUGUUGCACCCGGGCGUGGAACGAACGGUGCGGCGCGACCUGCGCAUCAUGGGGUUCUUUGCUAGAGUUCUCAACGCAAUUCCUACCAUCCACUGGCUAUCGCUGCCCGAUGAGGUGGACCAAUUUGGUGAGAUGAUGCGACUGCAGCUGGAUUUGCGCAUCGAGGCCGCAAACCUAAGCCUGUUCAGGAAGCACUUCCGCGACCGCUCGACCGCCUGGUUCCCCUUCCCCUACACCGAGUUCACAACGCGAAACGUCUUGGUGGAGGAAUUUGCGCAGGGUAUCCCACUAGCCGACUUUUUGGAGAAUGGCGGCGGCGUUUUCCAGCACGACAUCGCCGCUGAGGGCCUCGACGCGUUCCUUCGCAUGCUGUUGCUCGACAACUUUGUGCACGCCGACCUGCACCCCGGAAACAUUAUGGUGCGCUUCUAUCAGGCCGCGCAGCCCGACCUGCCGCAAAUGCCGCUCAAGCGCCGAUCACAAAACGAAGGGCCGCCAAGCCAGCCACCGCAGAACUCAGAGUCACAAGUGGAUGUGACUGAGCAGGUGCUCUCCCGACUGCGGCCACACAAGGGCCGCGAGAAUAAGGCGGCGUGGGAGGAAGAGCUGCGCAAGAUCGACGAUGAAGGCUUCCGGCCGCAGCUCAUCUUCAUCGACACGGGUCUGGUGACGGAACUAAACGCGAAAAACCGACGCAACUUCCUGGACCUCUUCCGGGCCGUGGCGGAAUUUGACGGGUACCGGGCCGGCGUGCUCAUGUGCGAGCGGUGUCGGCAGCCGGACGCGGUGCUGGAUAAGGAGGUGUUUGCGCUCAAGAUGCAGAAGCUGGUGCUCGACGUCAAGUCGUCGACUUUAGCACUCGGAAACGUCAAGAUCGGCGACAUUCUGCAGAGCGUCUUGUCCAUGGUCCGUACGCACCAUGUCCGCGUCGAGGGCGACUUUGUCAACGUCGUCAUUAGCAUCCUGCUGCUGGAGGGCAUCGGGAGAAGCCUCAACCCAGACUUGGACCUGCUGAGCAGCUCACUGCCCAUUCUGCGCGAGCUCAGCGCCCAGAGCGGUGGGCAGAUGCUCAAGCAGGGCGACCUGAGCAUGAUCAAGUUCUGGGUCGGCUUGGAGGCGAGGAGGUUCCUACAGGCGAGUAUUGAAGAUGUCGAACGUUGCGUGAAAUACGAUCUCCUCUCACCCAAUGUGUAAUUUCAAGAGGCAGCUUUUGUGGAGAGGACCAAUGUAUAAUGUUUAUCAGGGCUCGAUUGCGAGUGGCGUUCCGACGGUUAUUUAUGGGUAAAGCAUCAGGUACGACGUUUUGCAUCACUUUCGACGAUGGCUUCCUACGGAGUAAGGCCUUGGGGGAUGGCUCGACUACAGAGUUUGUGUAUAAUAUACUACUAACAAUUUAGAAUAACUAAAAAAAUAAGCAUAAGGACACUCAGAGAUACCAUGGAUAUUGCCCAGCCGGAGGUGUUUGAUCUUUUUCUUUCAAGCGAUGUUUGGUCUGUCUGCCAAAGUGGAUCUGGCGCAUGCAGGUCAGCCACAGCCACUAUGCACGUCACUUGGUGCUUAGUUACGAGUGCAUGCAUGGUCCUGCAUGGAGCAUGUCUGGUGAGAUUCUCCUUUCUUGUUUAUUACUCACGCCGGUUGUGUCCAGUACCUUUUUUUUUGUCCGAAAUGGCGAUAGCAAAACGGUCUCGCCGUGAUAGGCCUUU
This is a messenger RNA of Pyricularia oryzae 70-15, 2917 nucleotides long. Its product is annotated as atypical/ABC1/ABC1-C protein kinase. Bases 219 to 2408 code for a protein of 729 amino acids. Gene Ontology annotation, cellular component: mitochondrion. The transcript has 2 exons. The record is from RefSeq and is a predicted model, not a curated record. Lineage: Eukaryota; Fungi; Ascomycota; Sordariomycetes; Magnaporthales; Pyriculariaceae.